Aricia agestis (brown argus) is the source of this 2147-nucleotide messenger RNA. RefSeq lists its product as uncharacterized. The coding region runs from base 110 to 1870 and encodes 586 amino acids. The transcript has 10 exons. The record is from RefSeq and is a predicted model, not a curated record. NCBI's taxonomy places the organism in Eukaryota, Metazoa, Arthropoda, Insecta, Lepidoptera, Lycaenidae.
UAGUAACGAUAAUUUCGCAAAUUAAAAACGCACAUUCAUUUGUGAAUUUCACACCAAAGGUGCUAUGCGGAAAAUAAAAAUUAAUUUCUCAUAAACUCUUUUCGAAGACAUGCCGAAAUUGCAGAGCGUUAUAAUAUUAUUACUUAAUUUGUUUCUCGUAACUGGCCAUGAAUUAAAACAAAAAUUGAAUGCAGAAAAGGAAUGUACUAAAUUUGAUCACAUAAGUGAUAAAAGUGGUGCUGUAGAACUAGAAGAGACAGAUCAUCGUCAUGAAAGAAAUGGAAUACACGAUGGUAAAGUAAUAGAUAGUAAUAAAGUCAUAAGAAAUGAUGAAAGUGAAGCUUUAAGAAUGUUAUCACCCGUGCUUGACUUUGUUCAAAGUUUAAAAGAUCGUAUAGAUCGUAUUCAUGAUAAAGUGAAUAUUGACCACAUACAACAUUCAAAGCAGUACCAAAAGGAAAAUCAUCAAUCUUUCGAUUAUUCGCAGAAAUACGGUUAUAAUAAUUAUUAUUGGAAUUAUAGAAAUCCUAACGAAGUAAAUGGAAUGAAAAUUGUCAACGUAACGGGAGUUAAAAAUGGAGACGUCAAACAUGGCAAAGUAAUGGAAUGGAACCGUUUUGAUCCUGACAUUAUUAAUAGCCCAGGCGAAUAUAAAAUACUUGAUCAUAACGGCCAAGAAACCGGAGAUGUUAAAGUUGAAUAUACUGUUAAUGGUAAGCCAUGGAACCCUACAGCAGACCUGGGGUCACUUUUGCCUGAAGUCAAUCUUGGACUUGAUGAUGAUCUUGGGAUCGAUAUUAACAGUGAAGAAGAAAAUACCGAAGAUAUGAAGUAUAAAACCUCGCCCUUAUGGCCCGGAGAAAAUAGAGAAAAGAAGUAUAAAACCACGCCCAUAUGGCCCGGAGAAAAUAGAGAAAAUAAGUAUGAAACCAUGCCCAUAUGGCCCGGAGAAAAUAAAGAAAAGAAAUAUAAUACCAUGCCCAUAUGGCCCGGAGAAAAUAAAGAAAAGAAAUAUAAUACCAGGCCCAUAUGGCCCGGGGAAAAUAGAGAAAAUAAGUAUAAAACCAUGCCCAUAUGGCCCGGGGAAAAUAAAGAAAAGAAAUAUAAUACCAUGCCCAUAUGGCCCGGAGAAAAUAAAGAAAAGAAAUAUAAUACCAUGCCCAUAUGGCCCGGGGAAAAUAGAGAAAAUAAGUAUAAAACCAUGCCCAUAUGGCCCGAGGAAAAUAGAGAAAAUAAGUAUAAAACCAUGCCCAUAUUGCCCGGAGAAUAUAGAGAAAAGAAGUAUGAAUACCUGCCCACAUAUGGCGUUAAAGAAUUUAAAAAAAGUGAAAAAGAACGAUUAGCUAAGAAACAUUCAAAAAAAAUCUACAACAGAGAAAAUAUUGUCACAGUAAAUAAUAAAAAUGGAAGCUAUACUAUUUCUAAGCAUCUAGAAUACUCUGGUGAUUGGAGUAACGGAAAUCAUAACGAGAUAAAUGGAGUUAAAAUUGUUAACGUCACAGGAGUUAAAAAUGGAGACAUCAAACACGGAAAAGUAUUGGAAUGGAAUCGUUUUGAUCCAUUAAUUAUUAAUGAUCCAGGUGAAUAUAAAAUACUAGAUCAGAACGGACGAGAAACCGGCAAUAUUAAUAUUAAUUAUACCACGUUUGUUGAUGGCAUACCAUGGGAUCCAAACGAAGACAUUCAUAAAGAAGAAAGACAUUCAUUGUACUAUGCUGAUACCAGUAAUCAAGGAAAAAGGGGAUAUUCGAAGACAAAAUAUACGAAUAGAUACGGACAUAAGGAAUACUCCAGUUUCGGUAACAAGAGGUGGAUAAGACAAAACAACGGCCGAUCUGGUAGCAAAACUUCGUUGGUGCCGAUCUUCUAGAGUUCCACUUCAAUCUUCUGCAGCAGCCUAUUAUUUUAACCGAUUUAAAAAAGGAGGAAGUUUCUCAAUUCGACUGUAUAUUAUAUAAUUAUGUUAUUUGUUUGUUCGCGGAUAACUUUUCCAUUUUUGAACCGAUUUUGAUAAUUCUUUUGGGUUGGAAAGGUGAUGAAUUCCAGGUGGUCCCAUGAUAAGGAAAUACUGAUUACCGACGAAAUUUUUCGUUAAAACUUUCUGUUUUUGGAUCGUAAUAAUAAAAAUACUUCAAAUUCAAGCAUCA